Messenger RNA from Motacilla alba alba, 1731 nucleotides. RefSeq names its product ciliary neurotrophic factor (gene CNTF). Gene Ontology annotation, biological process: positive regulation of tyrosine phosphorylation of STAT protein; negative regulation of neuron apoptotic process; astrocyte activation. The coding region runs from base 312 to 914 and encodes 200 amino acids. Lineage: Eukaryota; Metazoa; Chordata; Aves; Passeriformes; Motacillidae. The record is from RefSeq and is a predicted model, not a curated record. Gene Ontology annotation, cellular component: axon. Gene Ontology annotation, molecular function: cytokine activity; ciliary neurotrophic factor receptor binding; growth factor activity. The transcript is spliced from 3 exons.
GGGAGAGCUGAGGUGAAGGCAGCGCUCUGGAGUCAGAUGUGUCUUGCAGCUUUUGCAGAGUAGAGGGAGAGCCCCUGGAGAAGAGCCUGUGUGCAGUGGGAGUCUCUGCAGCAACGUGUUAGCAGGAGGAUGAGAGGCGGGAAUUUGCAGCGUGGUGCCAGGCCCCAGGCACGGAAGAGGGGGAGAACCAGGCCAGCGGACGUGUGAGCGGAGCUCCCGGCUGGAAUGCACCAGCUCAGCAAGGGAUUGUCCUCGCCGGGCCGGGCGGCUGCUGCGCCCGGAGCCUGGUGGCCGUGACAGCUGCCCGGACCAUGGCGGCCGCAGAGAGCCCCUCCGCUGCCCUCCGGCGCCGCGACCUCUGCAGCCGCGGCAUCCGCCUGGCCGGCAAGAUGCGCGCGGAUGUCGUUGACCUCCUGGACGCCUACGUGGAGCAGCAGGGCUUGGACGCCUCGGCCAGUGUGGCGGCAGUGGAGGGGGUGCCGCUGGCGGCGGUGGAGCGCUGGGACGAGCAGACGGGCACCCAGCGGCUGCUGGAGAACCUGGCGGCCUACCGGGCCUUCCGCGCCCUGCUGGCCCAGAUGCUGGAGGAGCAGCGGGAGCAGCUGGGCGAGGCCGAUGCGGGCCUGGGCCGGGCGCUGGCGGCUGUCCUGCUCCAGGUCUCGGCCUUUGCCUACCACCUCGAGGAGCUGCUGCGGCUGGAGAGCCGCGGGAUCCCCGGCGAGGAGGAGGAGGAGGAGGAGGAGGAUGGGCCGCCGCCCCCGCCGCGCCUCGGCCUCUUCGAGCAGAAGCUGCGCGGCCUGGGCGUGUUGCGGGAGCUGGCCCAGUGGGCCGUGAGGUCCGUGCGGGACCUGCGGCAGCUCGCCAAGCCCAGCCCGGCCACCGGCGCGGCCCCCGGCCUGGCCGAGAGCCCCUGAAGGCGAGCGCAGGGUGGGGGGUCUUGGGUGCCCCUGGGGCUCCUCGCCCACCCGCUCAGAGGGCAGCUGAGAGCGAAGGAGGGGACGCGGAGGGGAGGGAUCGUGCCAUUAAUCCCGAUGCUUUUAAUGCUGCUCCCCGUGGGGAAACUGAGGCACAGGCUGCAGUCUACCCCGGAGGGAGCAGGGAUCUGCAGGGGUCCUUGGGCUCUUCCUGCUGGGCAGUUCAAUUAUCCCCCAGGAAACAGCUUUGCUGCUCGCCCCAGGGCCUGGAGGCAUGAGCAGUGGCACUGCCCUUCUCUUUGGAAUUUGGACGCUGCCUGUGGCAGGCAGAUGCUGCCCUGUGGCUCUUGCGGAUGCGGGGCAGGAGCCAAGGGACAGAAAAGCAUCACCGGGUGAAAGGAGUCUUGGGAGCUGACCCCCAGCUGCAAGGCACAAGGCUUGGCCUCCUGCACGUGGACUCUCCUUCUGCCCAGCUUGGUUGGCUGCUCAUUGAAUUUCUGCUCUAACUGCUUGGGGGCUUUUUGGGGAGGGGGGUAAGCAAUCAGGAGGGGGAAUUCUUACUUGCUUGGACAUGAUAAUGGAGAGGAUCUUUUAACUGCAAGGGGAUCUUUUAGCUUUGAUUCAGAAGCCCCUGUGCAAGGGGGUUAGAGCCUGCAGGGCUUGUUUUAGAACUGGGAAUGGCAUGGGAGAAUCUUACAGCCCCAACCAUAUCGUUCAUCCUGUGCAGUGCUGGGAUGUUUCACAGCUUCCUGGGCCACGGUUCUCUUGCCGACUGGAUGUGAUGGCUGCCGUGUGAAUAAAAGGGCUGGGAGAUCUA